UUGCGGACGAGAUCGAGGCCCUAUGAGUAUGGCCCGAGCCCACCAACACCAUGGACGUUCGUUCAUUCAUGGGAUUGGCAGGCUACUAUCAGCAAUUCAUCGCCGGAUACUCGAGGAUUGCUGCACCCAUGACGAGGUUACAGUCGCCAAAGGUGCCGUUCGUAUUUGAUGACGACGCACGCCGGUCAUUCCAAGCACUUAAGACGGCCAUGCUCAUGGCACCCGUCCUUAGCAUCUAUGACCCCACCCUGCUAACGCGAGUGACUACGGACGCUUCCGGCUAUGGCAUUGGGGCAGUCUUGGAACAGCACGACGGCGACGAUUGGCACCCUGUGGAGUAUUUCAGCCACAAAGUGCCUCCCAUCAACUCGCUUGAUGAUGCGAGGAAGAAGGAGCUGCUCACAUUCGUCAUGGCUCUCAAGCGAUGGCGACACUUCCUCCUUGGGUGUCGUAGGUUCACAUGGGUUACAGACAUCAAUCCAUUGACCUACUACAAGACGCAGGAUACGGAGUCCGGCACAACAAUGAAACCAAGUUCGGCUCGACAUCCUCAAACAGACGGGCAGACGGAGCGGGCACACCAAACCGCUCAAAUGAUGCUUUGUACGCUCAUCCGUCCGGACCAGAAAGAUUGGGUUGACCGCCUCCUCGACAUCGAGUUCGCCUACAACACUUCGGUGCACCCGGCGAUCGGCGUGACUCCAUUCGAGUUGCACCACGGUGGACGGAAAGGCCAUAUCUUCGCCAACCUUCUCCUCCCUCGACCAGCCGACAUUGACGCUGCCUGCUCUCCCUCUUCCGUCCGGAAGUACAGGGAAGUGCUGACUCGAGCCCGCCCAAACAUGCAAAAGGCUCAAGUCCGCAUGCACCAGCAAGCCAACAAGCGUCGCGUACCAUGUCCCAUCCGCGCCGGUGAUCUAGUUUGGGUCUCCGUGGAAGAGUUUGCACUGGAACAAGAUGUUUCACGCAAACUGCUUCCCAAGUGGUUUGGACCUUGGUCUGUGACAGCAGCCGCGGGCGAUGAGCCCAAUGGCCCUUCAUUUGUGAUCAACAUUCCAGAGCAUCUGACGGUCCAUCCGGUCUUCCACGCCUCGAAGCUGGCAACAUACACGCCAGCCAAGAGCGACGACUUUCCGGGCCGACGAUCCCAGGACCCUCCUUCUAUGGAUGGUCAUCAGGAAGUUGACCGCGUCAUCACCGAUCGCAAGUACGGCAGCAAGCCGCGGCAGUCACAUUCAAAGCAUGCGAUCGCGACGACACUCGGUGGAUUUCAGGCGCAUAUUAAAGCAUCCGCACCGCUGAUCUACGCGCAUUAUGAAAAGCGGAGGUUAGCUCCGGAAGCUUCAUGACCAGCCCCUCCCACCCGGACUGUGGUCCCUCCCUCAGACAGACAGCUUCGCCCUCGAAGGUAAGCUCGGUUCUUCAAGGAGGAGGGGGGCGGUGGCAUACUGCGUAGCCACACGGGCCCUGCAGGGCCCGUCCCGGACAUUCAGCCUAAAAGCCUAAAAC
Molecule: messenger RNA, 1509 nt
Organism: Chara braunii
Lineage: Eukaryota; Viridiplantae; Streptophyta; Charophyceae; Charales; Characeae
Source: the annotation of a GenBank genome assembly